UGGGUCGACGCGGGUGAGAACCGAACCGUGACCGAGACAGCAUGCCGAAGCGAAAGAGAACGACGACUACGACUACGGCGGCGGCGGCGACGACGAGCAACGCUCCUUCACUACUCCCACAGAAAAAACACUAUAGACAACGAGCUCAUGCAAAUCCAUUCUCUGAUCAUUCACUCGUAUAUCCAUCAUCACCCGAUUCAAUAGAUUGGUCGUCUCACUAUCCAGCCUUUGUAAACCAGAGACCAUCGUUUGCAGACAUUGGAUGUGGUUUUGGUGGUCUUUUGAUUACACUCGCACCUCAAUUCCCUGAUACUCUCAUCAUCGGUCUUGAAAUUCGUGUUCAAGUAACACAGUAUGUUUAUGAUCGUAUCACCGCACUUCGAGCGACCACAGACAAUUAUCAAAAUGUAUCAGUCAUCCGCGCAAACGCAAUGAAAUUCCUCCCAAACUUCUUUCAGAAAGCUUCCCUCACUGCCCUCUUCUUCCUAUUCCCCGAUCCACACUUCAAAACACGCAAACACAAGGCACGCAUCAUAUCACCCACCCUUCUUGCAGAAUAUGCAUAUGUCCUCGCACCAGGUGGAAUCGUCUACACCAUCACAGAUGUCGAGGAUCUUGCACAGUGGAUGCGUACUCAUCUAGACGCUCAUCCUCUCUUUCAGUUUGUCGAGGAGCAAGAACUGAGGAAAGAGGGAAAGGGUCCCAUCUUGGAUGCAGGAAAAAAGGUAGAACGCAAUGCUGGUGAGAAAUGGCUCGCAUGCUUCAGACGCAUCGAGGUCAAGAGAAUCAAUGUAAUCUAGUCAGUGUAAUAAGAAGUGUACAGUUGUUGCGUAAGACCUUUGAAAGAGGCUCCUAAGCCUAAGCGCUCAAUGACGAAGUCUCCCCGCGGCCUUGUAUUAGAACAACCGUGCCAUGCUAAACCAUCCAUGUCAGAGUAACGUAACUAGCACUGACA
This is a messenger RNA of Suillus subalutaceus, 955 nucleotides long. Its product is annotated as putative methyltransferase. Gene Ontology annotation, molecular function: tRNA (guanine(46)-N7)-methyltransferase activity. The record is from RefSeq and is a predicted model, not a curated record. The transcript has 4 exons. Gene Ontology annotation, cellular component: tRNA methyltransferase complex. Lineage: Eukaryota; Fungi; Basidiomycota; Agaricomycetes; Boletales; Suillaceae. Gene Ontology annotation, biological process: RNA (guanine-N7)-methylation; tRNA methylation. Bases 42 to 800 code for a protein of 252 amino acids.